This is a messenger RNA of Pyrus x bretschneideri (Chinese white pear), 654 nucleotides long. RefSeq names its product secreted RxLR effector protein 161-like. Lineage: Eukaryota; Viridiplantae; Streptophyta; Magnoliopsida; Rosales; Rosaceae. The record is from RefSeq and is a predicted model, not a curated record. The transcript has a single exon. The coding region runs from base 1 to 654 and encodes 217 amino acids.
AUGCUGGGAUGUAAACUGGCGGACACUCCCAUCGUGGAAAAACAUUAUUUGGGGAAUUAUCCAGAUCAAGAACUGGUUGACAAAGGUAGGUAUCAAAGAUUGGUAGGGAGGCUGAUUUAUUUGCCUCACACUUGUCCAGAUAUUGCCUAUGCUGUAAGUGUGGUAAGUCAAUUUAUGCACUCACCAAGCGUGGAUCAUGUGGCGGCAGUAAUGAGAAUCUUGGCUUAUUUGAAGUCUGCACUUGGUAAAGAGAUCUUGUAUGUGUGUCAUGGACAUAUGAGGAUUGAGGGUUUUACUGACGCUGAUUGGGCAAGUGAUGUGACUGCUAGAAGGUCUACAUCUAGGUAUUUUACAUUUGUUGGAGGUAAUUUGGUCACUUGGCAAUGCAAGAAACAAAAUGUAGUAUCAAGAUCCUCUACUGAAGCCGAGUAUAGGGGAAUGGCACAGGGUGUGUGUGAAAUUCUUUGGUUACGGAAGUUACUUUGGAGUCUCGGUUUUAAACAGACAGAAGUAAUGGAGUUUUAUUGUGAUAAUAAGUCCGCUAGAGAUAUAGCUGAGAAUCCAGUACAACAUGACAGGACUAAACGUGUGGAGGUUGACAGACAUUUUAUCAAGAAAAGUUGGAGAAGAAGAUUGUGUCAAUACCAUUUGUGA